Ixodes scapularis (black-legged tick) is the source of this 2118-nucleotide messenger RNA. RefSeq lists its product as uncharacterized. Bases 1 to 2118 code for a protein of 705 amino acids. Gene Ontology annotation, molecular function: RNA-DNA hybrid ribonuclease activity; nucleic acid binding. NCBI's taxonomy places the organism in Eukaryota, Metazoa, Arthropoda, Arachnida, Ixodida, Ixodidae. The transcript is spliced from 3 exons. The record is from RefSeq and is a predicted model, not a curated record.
AUGAUUCCAGUAAACCAAGGUGAAGCAGUAACCCAAAUCAAUAACAACCGAGACAAUGCAAACAAAAUGGUCACAAGCCAGACAUUGACCUCGGACGCUCAAAUGGAUACCGUCGCGACUACGAGCCACAUUUCUGCAGCGGAAGCGCGUCAACCACUACAAGAACCUCAACUGCCGGCUAAAGACAUCAAUGACGACAUUCCAUUGAAGAAACAGUGCGUGAAUCUUCCCUCGGAACAAAUGGACGACGACAGGACAUCCAACUACUCGUUUCAUGACGGCACUCCUGGAGACGAAGACGACUUCACUCAAGUCACAGUGCGGAAAAAUCGCCCCGCCGGAAUCCCACUGAUUAUCAAGCCAAAAGAACAGGGAACCUCGUUCUGGAAAUUCAACCCCAACAGAAUAGCAAAAGAAAUCGUAACAGUAUACCAAGAGAAAUUACUAGCACCUCGCAUAAGGAAAGAUGGCACAAUCACGGUCAACACGGCGACGCUGAACUCAACGAACAGGCUUCUUAUGAUGAAAUCUCUUGUCGGAAUAGACGUGACAGUGACCGUGUCCGAGUCAUACACGCGCAAUGUUGGCAAGGUCAACAACAUUCCUGUCCAAUACUCAGACUACGAACUGCUAGACUACCUGAAGGACGCCGGUGUCAUCGCAGUCCAACGACAAAUUGCAUACUCAAGAAAAGAAGACGGCAGCAUGGAGCAACAACCAACAGAAAGUGUCCUUCUUCACUUUCCACAGAAUCACCAAAUGCCUGCACGGGUCCUAUUGGGCUUCACCAGUCAUCCUGUGAUGGAGUACUUUGGAACCCCGGGGCUUUCCAACACAUCAGAAGCUCGCCUUACUUAUAUACUUGCAAGAAGUCUAAGAGUGUGCUUAGGUCUUCCGCGAGCAACAUCCAGUGCGCUUGUACUCGCUACAGCCAAAGAACCACCAGUAACUAUCCUAAGAAUCCAGGAAGUAUGUCGUAAUUUUUUUAGACUUUCUGCGCGGCCACUUUUUAUUGAAAUUCUUUCUCGCAAAGGGACGAACUGUCUUCGAACACUAAAUUUCGUGCCCCUAUUAAUCCCUGAACAAACACACUGGGUUCAGGACAUUCAUAAGCCACCAUGGAAGCUACCAUUACUAGACGUCCACAUGAACAUUCCAGGCAUGGAAACAAAAGCCUCGGUCAAUACACACGUUGCAAGGACAUUGACUCUUGCACAUCUACAGCAUAAAUACGACGACAACAUCCACGUGUAUACCGACGGAUCAACCAAGGAUGAAGGAUCAACAUCAGCAUUUGUGGUACCCCAGUUCAACCAUUCGUCAUCCUUUCGGUUGUCACAUCAUACUUCUUCAACUACCGCAGAAUUGCAUGCUUUACUUGCGGCUGCAAUAUACAUCAAAAAUAGCUCGACAGCGAAUUCCUGGGUUAUAUGUACGGACUCCAAGCCAGCACUACAAUCCAUUAAUACCCUGAACACUCGCAACGAAAAUAUGGCUCUUGUGUACCGAAUUUGUGAAGAACUUGGGGAAGCAAUAAGGAUUGGACAUACGGUACACCUUCAAUGGGUUCCUGCACAUAGCGGUAUUUUAGGAAACACCCAAGCUGACCAACUGGCUACGGAUGCAUAUACAAGCAACAACGUUCAGCUCACACCUUUUACAAAAAGCGAUGCCAAGCGGUACAUUCGUUGUCUGAGAAACAUGAUGUCCCCUGACACAUGGCUCAAGAGCAUCUCGGAACAGAGCCUACUCCUUCUAAUUGACCCAGACCUUCGGUGCCCAGUCCAUAAUUACUUGAGCAGACCUAUUGAAACACUAAUUCAUCGCCUACGACUAAAUGUUGCGUACACCGGCAAAUUUCUUUACCGAAUUCAACAGGUGGAAACACCGAGCUGCACGUGUGGCCACCCCGUGGAAGACGUCGAGCACAUAAUAAUGGACUGUCCCAGAUACGACCAGUGGCGAACUCGAUUACGAGUUGGACUAAGCAUACUCGACAAUCGCUCUUUUUCUUUGGCCAAAGUUUUAGGACCUUGGCCGGACUUAAAAAGCCAGAAGAGGGCAUCAACUUUACUACGUGAUUUUUUUACUGACACAAAGAUAGUUUACAGAUAUUAG